AUGAGAAAGUCACGAGAUUCUUCGACACCUCGUAAAGAUACAGAGGAUGUAUUGGUGGUGAAAAAAUCGAAAGAUUCCUCACGGGAUUAUAAUCGACACUAUGAGACGGCGGCGGCUGAUCGUCAUCAUCACUCAUCGUCGUCGUCGUCACCAACAGCAUCGUCAUCGUCUUCUCAUUCUUAUCAUCAAUCAAAGAGUUCGAGUAAUUUUAAUCAUUAUAAAUCACCGUCAUCCUAUUACAAUCAAUCAUCACAACAUAAUAUUACUACUUCCAGUAGUAAUAAUAGUAAUAAUAAUCCUCGUUAUGAUCGUAAACAUCAUCAUUAUCCUCAUCAACAUCAGCAUCAACAACAUUCCUAUCGACAUCAACAUCAUCCGUCACAUCAAUUGAAAGACAGUAAUAAUAAUUCAUCGCAUCGACGUGAUGACUACAAUUCGCGAUAUCGUGAUACGCCACCGUCAUCAGCAUCGCUGCAUAGAUCACGAGAUCAUGAUGAUAAGAAUAGUUCAGCAUAUCCAUCUUCUUCGCCUUCUUCUUCUUCAAGGCAUCAUAAUCAUCAUCAUAAUGAAAGGUCGAGUUCAUCGCAUUCAUCUCAUCGACAUCAAGACAGCAUUUAUUCUACUACAAGUAAUCGUGAUUCUUCUUCCUAG
Trichobilharzia szidati is the source of this 651-nucleotide messenger RNA. The record is from the annotation of a GenBank genome assembly. NCBI's taxonomy places the organism in Eukaryota, Metazoa, Platyhelminthes, Trematoda, Strigeidida, Schistosomatidae.